This is a messenger RNA of Lactuca sativa (garden lettuce), 3538 nucleotides long. It is a transcript of the gene CPSF73-II, whose product is annotated as cleavage and polyadenylation specificity factor 73 kDa subunit-II. Gene Ontology annotation, biological process: snRNA processing. NCBI's taxonomy places the organism in Eukaryota, Viridiplantae, Streptophyta, Magnoliopsida, Asterales, Asteraceae. The record is from RefSeq and is a predicted model, not a curated record. Gene Ontology annotation, molecular function: RNA endonuclease activity. Gene Ontology annotation, cellular component: nucleus.
CUGGGUCCUUUGCAAUGUUAUUUCCCGUCUUUGCCUUUGCUCUGUAGCGAUUCUGGAAAUCACACACAGAGCAGGAAGGAACGCACGCACACACGCACGCCUCCAUCGAAGGAACACUCUCCUCCGGCCGUCGCUCCCUUCGCCGUUUCCUUCCUCUGCCGACGCCACUGUCUCCGCCUCGCUGUCGUCUUCCUCAGUUAAAUGCCACUACUUGCCUCUUCAAGCUGCCACUAGCAAUCACACCAUUGUUGCUCCCAGAAUUAGAUACUUGAACUCUCCAUUUUAGGUUUUCGUUUUCAAGUUAUUACAGAAGAAAGUUCAUGGCGAUUGAUUGUCUUGUUCUAGGCGCAGGACAGGAGGUAGGAAAGAGCUGCGUGGUUGUAUCUAUAAAUGGAAAAAGGAUCAUGUUUGAUUGUGGGAUGCACAUGGGUUACACUGAUCACAACCGUUACCCUGAUUUCUCUCUGAUUUCAAAAUCUGGAGAUUUCAAUAACGCCCUUUCUUGCAUCAUUAUUACUCACUUUCACUUGGAUCAUAUUGGGGCUCUUCCAUAUUUCACUGAAGUUUGUGGUUACAAUGGACCAAUUUACAUGACGUAUCCUACCAAAGCCUUGGCUCCACUUAUGUUAGAAGAUUACAGGAAAGUAAUGGUUGGAAGGGGGGAAGAACAGCAGUUCACUUAUGAAAACAUCAUUGAUUGUAUGAAAAAAGUUACUGCAGUGGAUCUUAAGCAAAAUGUGCAAGUUGAUAAAGACCUUCAAAUUCGUGCUUACUAUGCUGGACAUGUUCUUGGAGCUGCAAUGUUUUAUGCGUGUGUGGGGGAUAGUGCUAUGGUAUAUACAGGAGAUUAUAACAUGACACCUGAUAGGCAUCUUGGAGCUGCUCAAAUCGAUCGAUUGCAAUUAGACCUUCUUAUAACUGAGUCGACAUAUGCGACAACUAUUCGUGACUCAAAAUAUGCUCGAGAGAGAGAAUUCCUUAAGGCUGUUCAUAAAUGUGUUUCCAAUGGAGGAAAGGUGCUGAUUCCUACAUUUGCUCUUGGACGAGCUCAGGAACUCUGUAUAUUGUUGGAUGAUUACUGGGAGCGGAUGAAUCUUAAGGUUCCUAUCUACUUUUCAGCAGGUUUAACAAUCCAAGCUAAUUUGUAUUACAAAGUGCUAAUUAAUUGGACUAGCCAGAAGGUGAAAGAUACAUAUGCUACUAGAAACGCAUUCGAUUUUAAAAAUGUUCACCAGUUUGACCGGACUUUACUUGAUGCUCCUGGACCUUGUGUUCUUUUUGCAACACCAGGAAUGAUUAGUGGUGGUUUUUCACUUGAAGUUUUUAAACAUUGGGCUCCAUGUGAAUCAAAUCUCAUCACACUUCCAGGGUAUUGUGUUGCUGGAACCGUAGGACACAAAUUGAUGUCUGGUAAGCCUACAAAAGUUGAUUUGGAUAAAGAUACACAGAUUGAUGUUCGUUGCCAGAUUCAUCAAUUGUCAUUUAGCCCACAUACGGAUGCAAAAGGAAUAAUGGAUCUUGUGAAAUUUCUGUCCCCAAAACACGUAAUACUUGUACAUGGUGAGAAACCUAAAAUGGAUUUGCUUAAAUCAAGAAUCAAAUCAGAAUUAGGAAUAGAAUGUUUUGAUCCAGCAAAUACCGAAACCGUAUCUUUCCCUUCAACCCAUUUUAUAAAAUCCGAUGCUUCAAACGCAUUUAUCCGUAGUUCAUUGACGCCCAACUUCAAAUUCCCAAAAGAUGAAAUUACGGAUACGCCCUCACUGCAUGUUUGCGAUGAGAGAGUGAGUGAAGGGAUUUUGACAAUGGGGAAAGGUCAAAAAGUCAAGGUUAUACAUCAAGAUGAGCUUGUAACAAUGGUUGGAGGUGGAAAAACGGAAGUGGAAUUUGGGUAUUGUUUUGGGUUAAAUUUAUGCAGUUUAAAGAAUGUUAGCAAAGAGGUUAGGGUUUCUAAUGGUGAUGACUCGUUGCUUGGUGUUUUGAAUAUGAAACUUUCGGAUGAAUUUGGGGAAUUGGGAGUGAGGGAUUGUAAAGGAAGUCUUGAGGUGAACUCUUUUCGUGUUCGGGUAUGUAAGAAUGAUGAUUGUCCUCAUAGAGUUGAUAGGGAUGAGUUAAGUGAGAGGCUUGAAUGUGUGUUUUUUUGUUGUAAUUGGUCGAUUUUAGAUAAGAGUAUUGCUUGGAGAGUUAUAAGUGUAAUGAAGAACAUGGAUUUGCCUAUCAAGUAUCAAGAACAACUCGUCACACUCCUCCCAUCCACCUGUGGAAGUUUCAAUAUGGCGGAGAUGUCAACGGAGACGACAGCGCCGUUACUCAGACCACGACAGGACACCGUCGAAUCCCAAUCAGGAGAAGGAGCAAGGCCGACUACACUCGCCCUUCUCCUGGGCCGUGCUUCGGGACGGCGUGGAGCGUCUAUGUUGGUGCGCGAGACUGCAGCGCGACAACUGGAGGAGCGGCGAGCCGACUGGGGCUACUCAAAACCAGUUGUUGCCCUAGACAUGACAUGGAACCUCGCCUUCGUAGCGGUUUCGGUGGUUUUAUUGAUUUGCACGGUAGAGGAGAAACCGAACGUUCCAAUUAGGGUUUGGAUCUGCGGAUAUGCGUUGCAGUGCGCGGUGCAUGCGGUGCUUGUGUGGUUGGAAUAUAGUCGGAGAAGCCGGAGAAUACAGGAAGACGAAAUGACAGGGGGAAAUGAUUUGAGUUUCAACGACAGUGAGGAUGAUGAUGGAAGGAUUGGGGCUUUCUUGACUUCUAACAGAAUCAGUUACACCAAAAGAUGUGAGAAUCUUAAUACGAUGGUAUCAUUUGUCUGGUGGCUAGUUGGCUUUUACUGGAUGGUUUCUGGUGGAGAGAUUCUUCUGCAUAAUGCUCCACGUUUAUACUGGUUGAGUGUGGUGUUUUUGGCAUUCGAUGUGUUCUUUGCUAUCUUUUGUGUUGUUUUAGCAUGUCUGAUAGGAAUUGCUCUUUGUUGUUGCUUGCCCUGCAUCAUUGCAAUAUUGUAUGCAGUUGCUGGCCAGGAAGGUGCAUCAGAAACAGACUUAAGUGUCCUUCCAAAAUACAGAUUUCAGGUGUCCAAUGAUGAAAACAAACCUGAUAUUCAUGUGGGAGCAGGUAGAAUGGUUCCUGUUGAAUCAAAUGUUGGAUAUUUAGCUGUUGAACGUGUUCUUCUACCCGAGGAUGCUGAGUGUUGCAUAUGUUUAAGCCAAUAUGAAGAUGGAACAGAGCUUCAUUCGCUACAAUGCAACCAUCAUUUUCAUGCAUCAUGCAUAGUGAAAUGGUUGAAGAUGAAUGCCACCUGUCCUCUUUGCAAAUACAAUAUCUUAAAGGGAAACGAACAAGUUUAAUAAUAAAUCAGAAGAAUCUGGAAUUCACACAGGCUACUAUGUAUUUAUGGAUAUGUACAGGAGAGGGGAUGUAGCUAAUGCUUUGGUAAACAAACAAAUUUUCACAUUUAGUAGAGUUUACUUUUUGGUACAAAUGAACAAAAUAAUGCAAAACAUAUGUAGCAUUGCCAUUAAUUAAUUUCAAGUGUAUUUUGUCA